Salvia hispanica is the source of this 3966-nucleotide messenger RNA. Its product is annotated as disease resistance protein RGA2-like. The record is from RefSeq and is a predicted model, not a curated record. NCBI's taxonomy places the organism in Eukaryota, Viridiplantae, Streptophyta, Magnoliopsida, Lamiales, Lamiaceae. Gene Ontology annotation, molecular function: ADP binding.
AAGAAGAAGAAGAGAUAUUGUGAAGAACUCUAAGUUACGAUCUCAAACAAUGGAAGGAGAAGCUGUCGCCGCAGUCAUUCAAGUUUUAGUCCAAAACCUCAUCGACCAAUCCAAGAAAGAGAUCUCACUAAUCCGUGGUCUCGACAAAGAAGCAGCAAAGCUAGCUGGGAGUCUAGAUACGAUCCAGAAAUUCUUGAACGAUGCUGAAAGCCGUACCAUUCCCGGUGGGACUGUCAAAAGCUGGUUGAGGAAGCUCGAAGAUGUGGCGUUUGAUGCUGACAACGUUUUGGAUGAACUCAACUAUCAUCUUCUCUCCAAACAAAUCAAGUCCAUCAAACCCAUGAAACAAAAGGUACUAUCGUGCUUCUCAUCCUUCAGUAAGAUUGGGCAUCAGAGAAACAUAGCUCUCAAAAUCCAAGAAAUCAAUGAGAAUUUGGAGUCCAUUCAAAAAGAGGGAGCCGGGCUUGGCCUCAAAGAGAGGCUUGCCAACAAUGUGUCCAAUUUGCCUCAUGCAGCUUUUGAAACUGAUUCCUUCUCAUAUGAUCCAAUUUUCAUUGGAAGAGAUGAGUUGGUGUCCGAAAUAGUUGAGGUUAUUAACACUGGUACCACAACGGAUGAACGUGUAGUUUCUAUGUUUGCCAUCGUGGGAAUGGGAGGAUUGGGGAAGACAACCUUGACUAGAAAUGUCUUCCAUCAUCCAAAGAUAAAAAAUCACUUUGGAUCACGUCUUUGGGUGCAUGUUUCUCAAAUUUUUGAUUCAAUCAUUCUUUUCAAGAAAAUCCUCAAAUGCUUAACUUCUACCGAUCAAGUUGAAGUUGAGAGUAGGGAAGAUAUUCUAAAAAAGCUUCAAAAAGCUUUGGAAGACAAAACUUAUCUUCUAAUUCUUGAUGAUGUAUGGAAUGAAGAUCGUCCCAAAUGGGAUGAUUUUAUCAAUUCUUUGGUUGGCGUUACUUCUACCAAAAGGAAUGCAAUUGUUAUUACCACCAGAAAUACGGAAGUUGCUUCAACUAUGCUAUCUCUUCAUACACAUGAGCUCAAAGGAUUAUCAGACGAAGAUUGUUGGUCAAUAAUCCAAGCAAAAACUUUUGGAAAAGAGGAUAUUCCAUUAGAGUUUGAGGCCAUAGGGAGGAAGAUUGCCACAAGAUGUCAAGGUUUGCCGUUAGCUGCUAAUGUAGUUGGUGGAGUGCUAUGCAAUAAAUCUAAAGAAGAAUGGCUCUCGAUUGAAGAGAAAUGGCUUUCUUAUAAUGAAGGGGAUCAUAUCACAAAGAUAUUGAAGUUGAGCUUUGAUAAUUUGUCUCUGCCGUCACUCAAAAAGUGUUUUGCAUAUUGUUCCCUUUUUCCUAAAGGUCGCAGAAUCAAAAGUCAAGAACUGAUUGAGUAUUGGAUGGCAGAAGGAUUUCUUGAAGCUAAUGGAAGCACUGAGAUGGAGUGCUUAGGUGACAAAUUUAUGAAAGUUCUUCUGCACAACUCUCUACUACAAGUUGCAGAAAGAGAUGAUUAUGGAAAUGUAGAGAGUUGUGUGAUGCACGAUCUUGUGCAUGAUCUCGCAUGUUCAAUUUCAGGUUCUUCUAAUAAUACAGAAGGCGGAAGCCGAUUGAGAUACAUGUUUCAUGAUGCAGAAAGUCGUAUUCCAAAAGAAGUGGCAAAAUACUUGCGUACAUUAUUGUUUGAUGGAGACAUUUAUGGUAACAUGUUUGCCAAUUUCGAUCGUCUGCAUGUUUUAGUUCUCGCAUAUGAUUUGUGUGAAAAGUUUCCAAGUUCGAUAAGGAAGUUGAUACAUUUAAGGAAACUUGAUAUUUCGUCAACGCGUAUAAAUUAUUUGCCGGACUGGAUUGGGGAUCUCCAUCAGUUGCAAACAUUAAACGCAGAUACAGGAAGAUUGUGGAAACUGCCUAGUACUCUGAAGUACUUGAUUAAUUUAAGGCAUCUAUAUAUUAAUGAUGGUGUAGAGUUGCCUGCCGAGAUUGGGAGUUUAACUUCUCUCCGGACGCUAGAGUAUUUUAAAGUUGGCGACGAGAAUGGAUGCAAAAUUGAAGAGCUCGGGAGUUUGAAUGGUCUUAAAGGAAAACUGGAAAUUUCUUUUCUUGAAAGGGUUGAUAGCAAGGAAGUGGCUGAGAAAGCAAGUCUAUCUCACAAGUCAAAAUUAUUGGAUUUGUGUUUGAGAUGGGAUGAACAUAGAGAAGGUGAAUCUCCAACUGAUGAGAAUGUGUUGGAAGGCCUCCAACCUCACUCUAAUCUGAAGAUGUUAGUGAUUAAAGGAUUCAAGGCAAAAAGAUUUCCGUCCUGGACCCAGAAGAUGGCAAUUGAAAAUGUACCUCAUGGCUCUUGGUUACCACUUAACAAGUUGGUUGAGAUAAAGCUCUUCAAGUGCUCAGAAUGUGAAGAAAUCCCAAUGUUUGGGCAGUUGCCAAAUCUCAAGUCUCUCUGGUUAGAAGGAUUGACAAACGUGCAGUCCAUAAAUUCUUCAUUCUAUGGAUUAGUGAAUGAGGAGACACGUGUUGUUUUUCCAGCUCUAGAAAGGCUCGUGUUGGUUGAAAUGCCUAAACUGACACAGUGGGAAGAAGUAGAAUCUACAGGUGCAAGUGAUGUGAAGGUAUUUCCUAACCUCCAACACUUAGAGAUCUCUCAGUGCAAGCAAUUGAUGAGUUUUCCUAAUCAUUCGUGGUCAUGCCUCAAAAGUUUGAUAAUCAAGGGAAGUGGGAGCAUGCCUUUCACACACAUAUUCAAGACAGAAUUAAAGUUGCUAACAGAGCUUUGGAUAGAAGGAAUAGAUGAUCUGGAAUAUCUCCCAAAUUGUUUAUUCUAUAACAAUCCCAAUCUCUUGGAGUUAAGUAUAAGAAAUUGUUCCAAUUUGCGAGAAUUACCAGAUGGUCUAGACACCCUCAAUUCUUUGGAGAAGUUGAUUAUAAGCGAGUGUCCAACUUUGGAACGAAUGGCAGUUACUGGUGUGCUACAACCCCAAGGAAGCCUCGCAUGUCUUAAAAGGUUGGAGAUUUUUUAUUGCAAAGCUUUGCUGUAUUUUCCAUGUGAAAUGGUAGGAUCCGUGCUUGAGGAACUGAAGUUGCAGCAUUUAAGUAGCCUAAAGAAUCCACCCGAAAUAAUUGAUUAUCUGCCAAAAUUGCCUUGUCUAAAAGAUUUCGUAUUUGCUGGAGUUUCUCAAUUUUAUGCCAUUUUAUCUUAUUCGACACUAAAAAUAAAUGUUAGCGUGGAGGGAUCUAUGGAGACCGUUGAGUACUUAUUGCAAAGAUGCAACCCCCGCUCACUUUGGCGUUUAGAAUUGGAAGGGAGGGAAGCCUGGGGAAAUUUGCCAGAAUCAAUUCAACAUCUCACCUCUAUUAGUAAUUUAAAGAUAGAUAAUUAUGGAAUGGAAGAGUUGCCUGAAUGGUUGGAGAACCUCUCAUCUCUAAGGAAUUUGAGUAUAUAUAAUUGCAAGAAGUUAAGGAGUCUACAUGCACUGCGGGGCCUCACAUCACUUCAUUGGUUAGAUAUUAAGGGCUGCCCAGAAAUAAGUAUUGAACAACAAAGUGAUGCAGCUGAUUCCCAAUGGCCCAACAUUUCCCAUAUGCCCAACGUUUUUAUUGAUCGACACAGAAUAGUUAAAGACGAAAGGAGAAAACAUAAUAGGAGUUUGAUGAGUGGGUGCCUCUAAAGUGUCCAUUUGAAUUGCUCAACCUUUCUUCAUUAUUACUGCUAUAUCCAACAAGUUUGAUCAAAUUCAGAAGAAGAAAUGUGUUGAUGUCAUUAUGGAAGACGAAAGUUUCCUGACUAGAGAGAGAUCUGCAGGAUCGAGUCUAGCUCUCCCCAUACUCUAUGGCCUUUGGCCUUUUGUGAUUCACAUUGUAAUCUUGUUUGAUCGAGUUUAGUGAAAAGAUCUCUUUGUUCUCCCGUGGAUGUAGGCUUAUGCUGAACCACGUAAACCAUUGCCUUGUUCGUGUUAUUCUCAUUGCAUUGCGAGGUUCAACACCA